This is a messenger RNA of Tetrahymena thermophila SB210, 5079 nucleotides long. RefSeq names its product MFS transporter. The transcript has 9 exons. The record is from RefSeq and is a predicted model, not a curated record. Gene Ontology annotation, molecular function: calcium ion binding. Gene Ontology annotation, cellular component: membrane. Lineage: Eukaryota; Ciliophora; Oligohymenophorea; Hymenostomatida; Tetrahymenidae.
AUGAAAAGUCUUAUAAUAAAUAUUUCCUUAAUAUUCUUUUAAAUUGCUUUUCUAUAUGCAAGAGAAAUCAUUUUUAAUCCUUAACCAAUAUCUAGUUUUUCAGUAAGCAGUAUAGAUAAGUUUACUGCAUUUUAUUAAGAAGUUACAGAGGACAAUAAAUGGGCUUUUCUCUCUAGAAUAUAAGGAGGUAUUUGUGUGAUAUCCUUAGAAGAUAUACAGCAACCUACUUUAGUCACAAUAAUAAAAACUAAAGGAGCAUAUGAUAUGAAAAUAAGAUAAAACUAUUUGUUUGUAUCUGAUUUAGAAGAGGGGUUGAUAAUCUUUGAUAUAAAAGACCCUUCUAACCCUUAAAAAAUAUAUACCUUGCCUACUCCUAUGCAAUCUUAUUCCCUUACUGUAACAAAAGAUAUGAAAACGCUAUUUUUGAUUGGGAACGGUAUAGUUUAUUGUUACAACAUUUAAGACAUAAAAAAUCCAGUUUUACUUUCAAAGGCAGGUGUCAGCACUCCUAUUACUAAUAAAAUCAAAUUAGAUGAAACUGAGUCUCUGUUAGCAGUUUCCAAUCAUGUUGCUGGACUCUAAAUAAUUGAUGUGAGAAAUAAAAAUAAUAUUAAACUUAGAGCUUCUUAAAUAACAGCUUCAAAAGUUUUUGAUAGUCUUUUUAUGCCUGGUAAUUCUGUUGUAUAUGCUGUCGAUAGCUAUUUUGGACUUUACGCUUCACCUAUAUAAGGUAUAUUAGAUAUUCCUAUGGAAAAAGAUGAUUUGUUUCCAUUAAAUCUUUAGAUUAUUUAUUAGUCACCACUAUUUAUUAUGAGUAUUGAUAUGACUAAAAUCGGAGAUUACUUCAUACUUGGAUUCAGAAGCGUUGGUCUCAAGCUCUUCAAGAUUGUUGAUCAACAAUAUUUUUCACCAUAAUAUAUAUAAGACAUAGAUGGGGGCUAGAUGUGCUAUAAAUUAAUAUUAUCUUCUAAUGAGAAAUAUCUCUUUGCAUCAAAUGGUCUUUCUCUUGUUAUAUAUUAGUCAGAUUAGCCUCAAAUUAAUAAGGAUUUUCCUAAUUUAUUUAAUAAUUUUCAGUCAAAUGUUGUAGGUGGGUUCAAAGAUCCAUGGCCAUGGGAAAUAUUUUGCUUUAAUGAUAACAAACAUGUAAUUAUUGCAGGUGGAACAGAUUCAACUUUUAUUUUUUCUAUUGAUAAUCCAUAUCAGCCUGAACUCAUUACAAAAAUUCCUUCUAUUGAAGGAGCAGCCUACGAUGGAUUAACUCUAUUAUAUGAUUAAUAGCCUUAAAGCAUCCUAUAUUUAGGACUAAGCUAAUUAGGAUUUUAUGUAUACGAUAUCAGUGACCUGAAAAAUCCUAUUUAAAAAAAGCACAUCAUUCCAAGCAGCGUAAUUAAUGAUUCUGAUGGAGUCCUUGUGAAUAGAGAUAAUAGCAUAUUGAUAAUCGGAAAUGGGAGUAUUGGUAUAUCUGUUUAUAAUAUAAAAGAUGAUAAAUUCAAUCCCAAAUUAGCAGGAGAAUUUAUUAACACAGAUUAAUAUAAAUGUACUUUUGAGAAAUGUGCUGUUAGUAAGCAAAGUGAUUAUAUAUUUUGUGCAUGCAGGGAGCAGGGAGUUGUUAUAUUUAGUUACUAAGACCAAAAAGUUACUCCUGUAUCAAUAAUAUAAAGAGUAGGUACAGAAUAUCCUAUUCUUUCAGCAGAUGAAACUCAUCUAUUCACUUCAGCAGGUUUUUAAGGUUUAGUAAUUGCUGAUAUUUAGGACAAAUUUAAUCCUAAAAUAGUAAGUACUUUGACUGUUGAUGGGCAAGCCUAGACCAUACAUUUUUUACCCUAAUUUGAUUAAAAAUAUAUCUUAGUUUCCUAGAUGGAAAAAGGUUAAUUAACUGUAAUAAAUAUUGAAGAUUACAGUAAUCCAUAUAUAUUUUCUAAAGUCAGUAAUCCUCAUGAAAGCUCAUCAAGCUUUUGUAUUACUCCUGAUAACAACAGUCUUUAUUUUAUUGGUGACAUGGGACUGCGAUAUAUUCCAAUUCAAACUAGCUUAAAAAUCCAUACUCAAAUUAGUGUGUUAACUGUAAAUUCUAGUGGAAAAUCCUUUUACUAAUUGGUAACUAAUGGAUAAAAGCUCAAAGUUGGUUAAAAUGUUUAAAUGGUUUUUGUUCCUUUAGAAGUAAACAGAGACAUUAAAUUUUCUUAAGUGUUUUAUUAUAGAAAUUAUGAAAAUAAAAAUUUGCCAACAUGGAUGAAUUUUUUAAGUAAUUAAAAAACAAUCGAAAUUACGGUUGACAAGGAAGGUGCCUUAAAUACAUUUUCUACUGAAAAAAAUGGUGAAAAUGUUUUAAUUUUAGAAGUUUUUUAGGAAGUUUUAUUUUCUGAUUUUAUCAAUGAAAUAAUUAAUUAAAAAAUGGCCAACGCAAUAAUAUCUACUCUUAGAGUAAAAGGAGUGAUUUCCACCUAUAAUUUCCUAGACACCAACUUUGAUCCAAAUUAGUUUGAUUACUUAGAUUUUUACAACUCAGAUAUAGUAAAAGAUCCAAAUACAGAUAAUAAAAUUUAGGCCUAUGUAAAAUAAAUUCUUACAUUCUCAAAAGUGAGUUACCCCAUAAGAUUUUUCAUAGAAAGCUCUCUUAAAUUCAAUUAUAAAACUUUUAAGUAGGAAAAUAUUGAUUUAUUCUCAACUCCUUCAUACUAAAUAAUUGUUUACUUUAGCAUCAAUUAGAAAGCUAAAUUUAUUAGAAAAACAUUUGAAGGAGUUCUUGCUUCCUUUUCAGAUGACUUAAGCAGUCUUAAAAUUGAAGGUCCCUCUAUUAAAGUUAAUUAAAUUGUUUCUAGUUAAAUUCAAAUAGCUAACUUGACAACCAACUUUGAUGAAAUUAUUUUUCAAGGAAGUGUAUCUGAUUCAUCUAAUUAUGAUAUAAACUUUGAAGAAAGCUUUUCAGUUUUUUAGGAUUUUAUUUACCUUAACAAUCCUGUAACUCUCAAUUAAAGUUCUUUAUUAUAACAAUAAUUUAAUAAAGCAUACUCUAAUGGUGAAGCUAGUGUAGAAUCUAAAUUUUAGUUUACUUUUGACAUAAAUACUUUCAAUGAUUUAGACAAAUAGCAACUCACUUACAAAGCUUAUAUUGUAACUGAUUCAAAUUCACUACCAUAGGAAAUUGUUUAAGUUUCUAAUUUAUGGAUAGAAUUUAACCCACAGACGCUUACAUUCACUGGAUUCAAAUCUAUCAGUUCGUUUUUAAGUACAGAAAGAAUAAAGGUGGUUGCAAGCGAUGGUUUUACUGAAGUUUCUGACUAAUUUACCAUUUAUUUUAAUUAAUUGACUUUUACGUAUACAAUGCAAUUAAUAUUUUAAAUCGUUGGACCAAUUUUUGGGAUUCUAGGCAUUUGGAAAUACAGAUCAAAUAUUUAUUAGCUUUUUAUGUAGUCUUACUACUUAUAUUCAAGCGAUAUAGUUAUUGUAGGUGAAUUGUAUAAGAAGCAAAUAGUUCUUUUUGAUGAUGUGUAAAAUCAUGCAAGGCAGCUAUGGAAAAAUUUGAAUAAAUAAAAUAAAAAUUUAUAAAGUGAAAUAAUUUUCUAAUAUACCUAAUAAAAUUCAAUAAAUAUUCAAACAAUAAUGUAAUAAAUGCAUUAAAUUUUUGAUCAAAAUCAUAAAAUUUAUUCUACAUUGGACCCAAGAGAGUUCGAUUUUGAUGAUAGCAGACUCUCCAGAACAAUAAGAGGAUAUGUACUUAAAAUACUUUUAGAUAAAGACAAGUUUACCACAUAAUUAUUAAAAUUCUUGAAAAAAGAAGGAUCAAAAAAAUACUCUAAGAAUGAUUGGUAUAAAAAUUAUAUCCACAUUAUUCCUUCGUAUGAAGCGAAUUAGUUCAGAAUUAUUAAUAAAAAUGGAGAAAAUACACCUUUAUAAUCAAUUCUAAGGUACAAAAGUGAAAUUAAUAAACUCAGUUUAAAUGAUAAUAUAUAAACACUGAAUAACCCUUAAUAUGAAGAAAAAGAAGCAAAAAAUAAUAUUUACAAAUUAAGAAAUAAUGAGUUAGAUGAAGAUAUCUAAGAAUAUAAAAACUUGAAUCCUUUCCCAUAGAUUAUUAUAAAAAUUGAUUGUUUGAAUGAGGAUAUAAAAAAGUAGAAUCUAAAAUAGUAUGACAAUUAUUUGUUAUAAGAAUUUAUUAUUUCAGAAGCAUUAGGAAUUAAAAAUAAUUUUUUUUAGAUUUCUCCUAAUAAAGGUGAAUCGAUAAUUGUCUAUCCUCACCAAAUUAAUAACAUAACAGCAUAUAAAAAAUACAAUGGCUGUUGCUUAACUCUCAAAAAAAUGUUAAAAGAUGAUUAUAGAAAAAUAGAAUUAACCAUAAACAAUCCUCUUCCUAAAUGGCUUAACUGUGAAAUCAUUGAUGGAAUAAUUCAUAUUUGGGGAAUUCCUAAAGCAAAAGAUGAGCCUGAAAUUCAAAUAAGGAUAAUAAAUGAAUUUUUAUUACCCGUUUAUAGCUUUAAUAUUUUAAUUAAAGAUAAAGAAGGAGGAGACCUUAGAGAUAAAAAAUAUGUUAAAGAUAAAGAUCUGCAAAAAAGAAGAUAAAAAAGUGAAACAUAAUAAAAAGAAAAACAUAUUUCUUGUACUAAUGGUUCUGUGAAUUAAGGCUAGGACAUUUCACCUUAAAAUUAAAAUAAAGACAAUAAAAUUUAAUUCACUAAAAGUAUUUUUUAAAAUAUUUUAAAGUCGAAUUUUAGCACCAAACAUUUAAAUCAAAAAGAUAUUGAAAAGUAAAUUUCUGUUGAUUUUUAAUUUAAUGAUAUUUACAAUAACCAAGACAAGUAAGAAAAUAAAAAUGCAUGUGAUAUCUAAAUAAAUCCAUCUAAUCACUCAAUUUUAUCAAUUAUUCCAGACGAAAAUAUGUUAAGCAAUGAUUUUACUGUCUAAUCUCCUAAAACCUUGAUUAAUCAAAAUUUGGAAUCUAAAGAAUAAUUAUAUACACAAAAUAAAAUAAGAAUUAAUCAACUAUAUUCAAUAGAAGAUCAUAUUUAGAUUCUUUCUUAGAAGAAAAUGUCUCAAAAUAACUAAAGCAAAAUCUCAAGACAGUAAAAUUCUAAUGAAUGA